Chelonus insularis is the source of this 876-nucleotide messenger RNA. RefSeq lists its product as uncharacterized. The transcript has a single exon. Bases 1 to 876 code for a protein of 291 amino acids. The record is from RefSeq and is a predicted model, not a curated record. NCBI's taxonomy places the organism in Eukaryota, Metazoa, Arthropoda, Insecta, Hymenoptera, Braconidae.
AUGUUGCUACCAGAAAUCUGGCUAGAUAAACUGUCAUGGGAUGACCAAGCCCCAGAUCACAUUAUCACCGAGUGGGACAGCUUCAGAACAGAACUCUCACACGUUUCAGACCUCUCAAAUCCACGAUGGUUAAAGAUUACUCAGAAAUCGACCGUGGAAGUUCAUGGAUUUUUAAACGCCUCACAACUAGCUAUGGCAACAGUUGUUUAUAUACGGGCUACUCAUCCAGAUCAUGGAACUUGUUCAACUAUAGUCUGCUCAAAGUCUAAAAUUGCACCACUGAAGAAGAUGUCUAUUUCUAGACUAGAACUCACCGCAGCAUUGCUGCUUGCCAGACUAAUCACUUAUGUAAGGCACAACUUGGACAUUCAGCCAACUCAAACAGUAUGUUGGACAGACUCCUCAGUAACAUUGACCUGGAUUCAGUCGCACUCAUCCCGUUGGAAGGAGUUUGUAAGAAAUAGAGUGUUAGCAAUUCAAGAUCUUACUCCAAUCAGCGUUUGGAGGUUUGUACCUGGCAAACAAAAUCCAGCGGAUUGUGCUCCUCGAGGUAUCAGCAUAUCCCAGCUUCAAAAGCACCCCCUGUGGUGGACAGGUCCACAGUGGUUAACAGCAGACGAAUCAUCAUGGCCAACUCAAUCAUCAGUGUACGAUUCAAAAGCUCAGCAAGAAGAGCGACCCGUGAUCACGCUAAAUACUCAGACAAUUCACCAUGAUUAUCAUUGGGAUAUGAUAUACAGACAUUCUCGUCUAAUCAAAUUGCUCAGAGUGACUGCGAUUUGCUUCAGGUUCAGCCAACUCCUUAGACGAGUAUCUCAGUCAUCUCUUACCUUUCCUCUCACGCCACGAGACUUAGAGAGAGCAAGGAUUUUUUGA